Molecule: messenger RNA, 2117 nt
Organism: Neurospora tetrasperma FGSC 2508
Lineage: Eukaryota; Fungi; Ascomycota; Sordariomycetes; Sordariales; Sordariaceae
Exons: 4
Coding region: 175-1701 (508 amino acids)
Biological process (GO): intracellular transport
Cellular component (GO): nuclear pore; cytoplasm
Molecular function (GO): GTPase activator activity
Source: RefSeq, a predicted model, not a curated record
CUGAACAGAGACCUUUUCAUUUCUGUCCCUUGCUACUCUGUUGUAUCUGAUCUCUACUGCCCGCGUCAAGCCCGCCCGGUACGCUCUGCAACACCAAUCGUGUGCUUGGCGAUUGGUCCUCCUCACUUGACAACCACAUCACCAAUCUCGCGAUCCAUCAGACCCUCUGACAUCAUGGCCGACCCGACGCAAAACCAACAAACCGACACCGCGGACCCCGUCGUCGCGCCAGUCACUAAGGAAGACGCCGAGACCACGGCCGCCCGCCGCGAACUCAAGCACACAUCCAUCUCCGAGCAAAGCGCCGCCGCAGCCCAAGAUAGCGGAUCAGACAAUGGCACCCCUACAGCCGGCUCAAGGAAGGCCACCCCAGAGCCUGCAAUUGGUGACGAUAAGGACACCGAAAUGAAGGAGCAGGUUUCGUCUCCCAAGAAGAAGCGAGCACACGACGAGCUUGAAGAGAGCAAGGACGCCAUCGACGCUCAAUCCGGGGACCAGCCUUCCACAGAGGAGGCCAAGCCCACCGCGACCCAAAGUAGGACAGACAGGUCCGAGCCGGAGAAGAAGCGCGCCCGUGACGAGGCAUCCGCGUCGGACGAUGGAGUAAAGGAGACUACUUCCUCAGUAUCCGUCGAGACACCCACCACCGAGAUUCCUUCGAAGCCCGCCGAGUCAGCAGCAGAAAUUAAGCCCACGAGCGAAGAGAAGCCCCAGACAUCAUCCUCCGCCUUUGCCCAGUCCGGUUUCGCCAAGCUUGCCAGCUCUACAACCUCUCCCUUUGGCGCCCUAGGCGCCUCGGCAGCCCCCAGUCUUUUCGGCUCUACAAACUCCGGAUCUGCCUCUCCCUUUGGCACUCUCAGCGCUUCCACCACAGCAGCGGCUCCCACGCCGCCCAAACUUAGCUUCGGCAGCUCCGCUGCGGCACCUUCGCCAUUUGCUGGCUUUAACAGCGCCAGCUCCGGCUCUGUGUUUGGUGGCGGGUUUUCUAGCGGCUUUGGAGGCAGCGCGCUGGGUGGAGCUAAGCUUACAAGUUUCGGUGGUAAGCCCGGUGAGACUUUGAUGAGCAGCAAGCCUGCCAAACCUUUUGGUGCGCCAGAGAGCGACGCGGAGGAGAGUGAAGAGGAGGGCGGUAACGAGAAAGAGGACACGGGGGCAAAUGAGGACAAGGAGGGUGAGAAUGACGAGGCUAGGACUGCGGCGGAGGAAGAGAAAAAGUUGAAGCUGCGCAAGGUCGUUGUCGAUGACGGCGAGGGUGAGGACGCCACGCUACUAGCGGUGCGCGCCAAGAUCUUCGUUAUGGAGAAGGGUGUCGGCUGGAAGGAGAGGGGAGCUGGCAUGCUCAAGGUCAAUGUGCCCAAAGCGAGCGUCAAGCGAGAUCACAACGGCAACUGGGACGCGACUUCCUUUGACGCCUCGGCACUGGUGGAGGACAGCGGUGACGGAGAGGCGGGCAGCGGUGGCGGCCGGAAGAGUGUCCGUCUCGUCAUGCGCCAAGACCACACCCUCCGUGUCAUUCUCAACACGGCCAUCGUACCGGCCAUGACGUUCGCCGUGACUAAGAAGCUGAAGGCGGCAUAUGUCCUGUUUACGGCAUUUGAGGGCACGGAGCCGAGACAGGUGCAGGUGAAGCUGAGCGAGGCCAACGCUACUGCCUUCAAAGAUCUUAUGGAUCUUAUACAGAAGGAGCUUUCCGAUGAGUAAGAGAUUUGCAAACUACCUCUCAACGACGUUUUGUUUCACCUAGAUGAGAGCGAAGCCGGACUGGCAAGACGGUCAACAUCGAGAUCAUGUUUACAUGUUCAUGUUAUUAGGUGGCUUGCGCCUUGUGGAAUGGAUAGGUGAACGGCCGGGUGAUGGGACGGCUGAGGUGACGGUUGAGGAAGGAGGAACGAAAAUACCAGGGCAGUGGCCUUUUCUCGGAAGAGGGGCUGGCUCGCUUGCAUUUCACAUUAUUGCGGGACUCCUCGCAAAGGACCACUCGGGUCGUCACAUAAGGAGGUGGCCCCUUUUAUCUUUGAUAUCGAUCCUGUGUUACUAGAUGGGUGUGAGGAAGACAUAACGAACACUUGAAGAACAGCUAGAGGUAUAUCAUCCGCUAAGUUUUUUCUCGCUUCCUG